Messenger RNA from Thamnophis elegans (Western terrestrial garter snake), 4171 nucleotides. It is a transcript of the gene EMC1, whose product is annotated as ER membrane protein complex subunit 1. The coding region runs from base 43 to 2967 and encodes 974 amino acids. Lineage: Eukaryota; Metazoa; Chordata; Lepidosauria; Squamata; Natricidae. Gene Ontology annotation, molecular function: protein binding. The transcript is spliced from 22 exons. The record is from RefSeq and is a predicted model, not a curated record. Gene Ontology annotation, biological process: protein folding in endoplasmic reticulum. Gene Ontology annotation, cellular component: EMC complex.
GCUUUCUUUCCUUUUCCGGCUCCUGUUCUCCUCUUGGUCGUCAUGGCGGCGCCCGUCGUGCCGCUGCUUCUUUUUCCGCUCCUGCUCCUUUCUUGGCUUCUCCCGCCGGCGAGCGCCGUCUACGAGGACCAAGUGGGCAAGUUCGACUGGAGGCAGCAGUAUGUGGGAAAGCUCAAAUUCGCCUUUUUGGAAGCCUCCCCCGCUUCCAAGAAGCUGAUUGUGGCUACGGAGGAGAACGUGGUGGCUGCCCUGAACUCCCGCAGUGGUGAAAUCCUGUGGCGACAUGUGGACAAAGGGACUCCUGAAGGGGCAGUCGAUGCCAUGCUGAUCCACGGGCAAGAUGCCAUCACGGUUUCCAAUGGGGGUCGUAUCUUGCGGUCUUGGGAAACAAACAUUGGUGGCCUGAAUUGGGAGGUUUUGAUGGAUGCUGGCAGCUUCCAGAUGGCUAGUUUGGUGGGAGUCCAAGAAGCAGUGAAGUAUGUGGCCGUUUUGAAGAAAAGUUCCCUCCUUCUACAUUAUCUCUCCAACGGUUACCAAAAAUGGAUAGAACAUUUGCCAGAAAGCGACAUUGUCCAGUAUCAGCUGGUCUAUUCCCACGGAACAGGCGUAGUGCACGUUGUCGGAAUUUCUCCGCACAGCCACCUCAGUAUCCUGACUUUUAGCAUUGAGGAUGGUGAAAUGACGAGACAGAUCAGAGUGGCAGCUCCGUGGCUGAAGAAACUAGCUGGGACUUGCAACAUUGUCGAAGAAGGCAGGCUUGUGUGUGUGAACCCAGCCACCCAGUCCCUUUACACCUUGUCUCUGGAGGCAGAGGAGGAGAUGAAGGAGGUCCCACUGCAGUCUCUCGGCUUGGAAUUUGCGGACAUUUCCGAGGCCCGCAUCCUGUCCUCCCAGCCGAACCCAGCCAGAGCUCCCCGGCCUCAGUUCUUCCUGCGCCUGUCACCAACCCACUCCGCUCUCUUGCAAUAUCGGCACGGCGUCGUGAGCCUCCUUCGGAAUUUCCCGCAGGCCAGCCUUGUGACUUUCGCGACUACCGGUGAGAAGACGGUGACGGCUGUCCUUGCCUGCAAGGGCGAAGGGGAAGGCCUUUCUUGCCCCGCCCAGUCCUACACCAUCAACUUGUACCUGGCUGAAACUGGGCAGAGACUUCUGGACACCCUCAUCACCUUUACGCUGGAGAAAAGCAGCAUCAGGCCUGAGCAGCUCUUCAUUCAGGUCUUUUUAAAGAAGGACGACUCCGUUGGGUACCGCGCCUUGGUGCAAACGGAAGAUCACCUCCUCCUCUUCCUGCAACAGCCAGGAAAAAUUUGGUGGAGCCGGGAAGAAUCCCUGGCUGAGGUGGUUAGCCUGGAGAUGGUGGACCUGCCCUUGACGGGGGCCCAGGCAGAACUGGAGGGCGAAUUUGGGAAGAAAGCUGAUGGCCUCCUGGACAUGUUCUUCAAACGCCUGUCCUCUCAGCUCAUCCUGCUCCAGGCCUGGACCACUCAUCUCUGGAAGAUGUUCUAUGACGCCCGGAAGCCCCGGAGCCAGACCAGGAACGAGUUCAAUGUCGACAACUUAGCCCGGGAUGAGUUCAACCUGCAGAAGAUGAUUGUCAUCGCCACAGCCUCCGGGAAGCUUUUUGGAAUAGAGAGCAGCUCGGGGACCAUCUUAUGGAAGCAGUUCCUCCAGGAUGUGCGCCCCGGCUCUUCCUUCAAGCUGAUGGUUCAGAGGACGACGGCGCAUUUCCCCCACCCCCCACAAUGCACCCUGUUGGUCAAGGACAAGGAGUCGGGCCUCAGCAAACUCUACGUCUUCAACCCCAUCUUCGGCAAGUGGAGCCAGGUGACACCCCCGGAGCUGAGCCGCCCCAUCCUCCAGUCCAUCCUGCUUCCCAUCAUGGACCAGGAUUACGCCAAAGUGCUGCUCCUGAUUGACGACGAGUACAAGGUGACUGUCUUCCCGGCCACCAAGAACGUCCUGCGGCAGCUGGAAGAAAUAGCCCCCUCCGUCACUUUCUAUCUGGCAGAUGACCAACGGGGGAAGCUGAUGGGGCGGAGACUGAGAAGGGAUUUGGCCACUGAAGAGACCUGGGAUGUCACCAUCCCUCCUGAUCUGCAGCGGAUCGUGACGGUGAAAGGGAAGCGGUCCAACGAACACGUCCACUCUCAAGGCCGGGUGAUGGGUGACCGCAGUGUCCUGUAUAAGUCGCUGAAUCCCAACCUGCUGGCUGUAGUGACCGAGAGCACGGACACCCACCCGGAGCGCUCGUUCAUCGGAAUCUACUUGAUCGACGGCGUCACCGGCCGGAUCAUCCACUCCUCAGUGCAGAAGAAGGCCGAGGGGCCGGUUCACAUUGUCCAUUCGGAGAACUGGGUGGUGUACCUGUAUUGGAACGCCAAGGCCCGUCGGAACGAGUUCACGGUGCUGGAGCUGUACGAGGGCACCACGCAGUACAACGCCACGGCCUUCAGCUCCCUGGACCGGCCCUACUCGCCCCAGGUGCUCCAACAGUCCUACAUCUUCCCCUCCGCCAUCAGCGCCAUGGAAGCCACCAUCACCGAGCGGGGCGUCACAAGUCGCCAUCUGCUGAUCGGUCUUCCCUCAGGGGCCAUUUUGUCCCUCCCCAAGGCUUUGCUGGAUCCGCGGCGGCCGGAAGUCCCCACAGAGCAAACAAGGGAAGAAAACUUGAUCCCGUAUUCCCCGGAUGUGCAAAUCCACGCCGAGAGGUUCAUCAACUACAAUCAGACUAUCUCGCGAAUGAGGGGCAUUUACACAGCCCCGUCGGGCCUGGAGUCCACUUGUCUGGUGGUGGCUUAUGGGUUAGACAUCUACCAGACCAGAGUCUAUCCCUCCAAACAGUUCGACGUCCUCAAAGACGAUUACGAUUAUGUCUUGAUCAGCAGCGUGCUGUUCGGCCUGGUCUUUGCCACCAUGAUCACCAAGAGGCUGGCUCAGGUGAAGCUGCUGAACCGUGUCUGGCGGUAAUGGUUGAGAGAUUCACACAGAUCCACCCUUGAGGGCGGACGGCCGAGCCUUCCCGGUGGGUUGCAGCCUCAUUUGAAAGUGGGGGGGUACUGCCCCUUUUCCCCCUUGAGGAAGAGAGAACUGUGGAACCGUGCUGCCUCUUUGCCAACACCCGUCUCCAAUUCACUGCGGAAAACGAGAGAUUCCAGAAACGGGGAAGGGUCUGUGAAAUUAAGCUGCUUUGAAAAAUGUUUCUUCCCCCAGCCCCUAUCCCCAUCCUUCUAUGCCUGCAACUGCUUUUGCUGUUGAACUUUCUACGACGACCAUUUCGACUCCUGAAGCCGUGAUAAAACAUUGUCAUCCUUUUUUUCUUCCCCUUGAAAUUUUAGCUGAUUUGAGGAAUCCACCCGAUUUUCUUCUUUCUGUCCUCUUUCUCGGAUUUUCAACGGAAGAAAAUGGCUGGGGGGGGGGAGACGACAUGGGUGGGGGCAGUCUUUUGAGCAAAUGUGUGAAACAUAAGCUUAGAAAAUGCAGAAGAUGAAUUUGGGGAAAUGGAUAUAAACGGGGGGAAAAGAUGCCAAAGAUGGCUUCCAGGCCUGACAGGCCUCUCCCCCCCGGAUUUUCAAGGGCCAGCGAGAGCUCACUAGAUGCCACUGAAACUCCCUGUGUUACUCUCAUUGCAGGACACAAUCUUCUGAUCUAAGGGGGAGAACCCUGUCAGGCCUGGAAGCCAUCUUUGGCAAAAGACGGCUUCCAGGCCUGACAGUGAGCCUGUUCAAACUUUAGUGUCCCUAGCAAAGAAUUCAAAAGAGAGAUGAGCCUGUCUUUUCCCUGCAUUGAAUUUUUAAACUUCUUUCUUAAUUGGCUCUUUUUUUUCUCUCCUUUGUCUUAUAGUUUCCUAAUUUAUAUUGAAAUUUUUUUGCUCAGUCCAGAUUUGGGUUAUGGGAGUCCUUGAAGCUCAUUGAAAAAAAAGCAAGUUUGUCUUUCUAAAUGCAACAUUUUCCUGAAUGUGGUUUAUUCUUUUCACUUUACGGCAAGCAAGUGGCUUGCUAAGAGUCAUCUGUCGGUUCAUUUAUAUUUAUUCUGAGGUGGUUUUGGGUCGCGGUGGGCAGAGUCUAAAUCUGGAGUUUGCAGGAUAGAAAUUUCUGUUGGAAAAAUGUGAAGUCAAGACCUAUUCUCCCUGUAUCCAAAUCACACACAGCAGAAAUAAAAAAAAAUAACAGUG